GAUUGAUAUUAAUUAGCAUCUCCAGUUUUGUUGUGUUAGUGGUUUCUUACAACCUAUUUAUUGCGCCAUGCUCUCAUACAAUAGAAUCAGAAUCGGAAUUCUUCCACCCGGCUGUUUUCUUGGCGUUCUUAUUUCGUGGCAGGUUGAACCGGUUGGGGACGUCACAGCAGAUUUCAGUCAGGUUAUCCGUACUGUCAGCGGAACCCACAACGUCUUAUUACCCUAUUUUUUGUGUAUUUUUACCAUUUCAAAAGUUCACCAUCAGCCCAAUGGAUUCCGCUAUUGGCUGACAUAUACUGAAAUAUUGAUUUGUAACAGGCAACUCUCCGAUCUCUUCUUCUGUAUUUCCUUCUAUUCUCGAUGUACACAAUACCCGGUUAAGUUGACCGGGUUUUGCUUGACAUUUACCCAAUACACUAACACUUGUGCUUUGCCAUGAUUGGCUCCUUGUGAUGUGCUGUUGGAACUUCCACAAUUUUCUUUGUCAUUGGUCGCGGGUUCCUAUUUGUUCUUCAGCUGAUCAACGCGUUCCCCAACCUCUGGAACGCCGCAGUCAACAUCCGUUUCUGCGAUCACUUGUUACUGGGAUGGGUUUUUCGACGGUUCAUCUGAUUGCCAGCUACCUUAUCGGCUGUUUGACUCCAGCCUCUUUUUGCAGUUAUUAUCUGGUAAAUAUAUCAGGAAUUCCUGGCUAUGGGUACCACACUGUUUUAGGUUUGGGGGAACCAACUCAAAAACUGCAAUUUUUGCUGGACACGGGUAGCAGUAAUUUGGCUGUGGCAACGGACAAGGUGUCAACUGUCCAACGUUGGUUUGUUGCAAAUGAGUCCAAAACUUUAGUAUGCUCUAAUCUGAAACAAACUGUCCGGUAUCAACAGGGUACAUGGAGUGGGAAACUCUGUACCGAGCAGUUGACACUUUUCACGACCUCACUCGUUUCCCCCAGAUUGAACGCCAACUUAAGUUUGCGAAGCCAGAUUUCCUUAAUAGACCUAAGCAAUAAUUUCUUCCCGUCAAACAAUACAUUGUCCGUUUGGGAAGGCAUACUCGGUUUGGGGUUUGCCAAACUCUUCGUCAAGCCUAUCUCCGACAGCUGGGUGACUAAAAUACUCUCUCCGUUCAAAUGGACCCGCACUUGGACCAAAUCGUUUCUGGAGCAGUACAGAGGACACAGUCUUUUUGAUGACCUGGUGCUUCAACUGGGUUUGCCCAACCUCUUUAGCCUACAUCUGUGUGGUUUAACUCAAAAUGCUGGCCAAUCGAAUGUUGCUACUGGUGUGUGGGGGCUCGGUACAACUAUCGUCAAUAAAUCUGCAGCUUCAAAUGGACCGAUUUUUUUCACCCCUAUCAGACAAGCUUGGUUCUACGAGGUUGUACUGACUGAUCUACGGAUUAAUAACCACAGCGUAGUCGAUGAUUGCAAGGAGCUAAACUUCGAUAAAACAGUUUUGGACACAGGAACGACAAAUAUCGAGCUACCACAGAGGGUAUUCACCUCUGUUGUGAACCACAUCAAACGUCACUUUUACCAUCAAAGUUCACUGAGGAAGAUUUAUCCCAGCUCUUUUACCAAGUUCUGGCGCACCGAGUCCCUGUUGUGUGAAAGCGCUGCAAGUGGACACGUUGGCGGGAAGACAGGAUUACCCUACAUCCUAUUUCCUACCAUGGAAUUCCAUUUUGAAGAAAAUCCUGCAAACGAAAAACCUGAGACAAGCUUCAUUCUAUCACUUUCUCCACAGCAGUACAUUCGUUACGUAGGACGGACUUCCAAACGUGGUCAGUUGCGCGACUGCUUCGCCUUUGGAAUUCAACCAAGUCGUGUAGGAACCACAUUGGGUUUGGUCUUCCUCGAGGGAUUUUUUACUAUCUUCGAUCGCGGCUCACUUCAAAUCGGGUUCAGUGACUCUGCAUGCAAUCGAUACUCAAACUUAUCAACCGUAGCGGUGUCACAAGUGCUUGGAAUUCAAAGGAGGCACGCGCUCACUGGCCCCACGGCUUCCGUUGCAUGCGCCUUCCACCGACCAGUGCUUUCAUCAUUAGUCGGGAGUGCAAAUUGGACUUGCUUCCUAGCCAUUUUAUGCAGUAUUGUGCAAGUCUUCACCACUGUGUUAGUCAGAUAUAUUUCUAGAAAAUAG
Molecule: messenger RNA, 2135 nt
Organism: Dicrocoelium dendriticum
Lineage: Eukaryota; Metazoa; Platyhelminthes; Trematoda; Plagiorchiida; Dicrocoeliidae
Source: the annotation of a GenBank genome assembly